CUCUAGCACAGAUUGUUUGCUCUGUAUGUAGUUUCUUCGCCAGAACGAACAGCUGUUGACUCCUUAAAAGUCAUCAUUGUUCACCCUUCUUGGUGAGAAACAAAUUUUGGAAAUAGCGACGUGAUUUCGAUUCGACGAUCUUCUUCUUAUCAACCGUUGGAAUACGAGCAGUUUUCAUCUGGCCGCCGGAUUCCAUCUUGAGCAAAAUUUCCACAGUCUACUUUUUGCAGCUGUUGUCUUGGUCUUUCACGGGAACGGAGACUACACCGGACGAAAUUUUUGUGGAAUGGGCACUGUUUCUUCCUGUUGACCGGGAGAACGAAAAAGGACGAAAAGAAAGCGUGCAGUACACGAACAACAACGACCAGGACGAAACACAGCAGGAGGAGUGGCCAGCCGAGGUGGACGUAGUACAGCAGGCGACAAUGUCUUCCUCGUCCCGUCGGUCCAGCCGACCGUGGAUGCAGAGGUUCUCUUCCGCGCUGGGAAUGGGCGGCAACCAGCAGAACCAAAACCCCGCAGCGACGGCGGGAGCAAAUGUCGGCGGCGGUCAGAACUUUUCGCCAUCAGGAGGUGGCGCGGGAAAUGCGCAGCAGGACGAAAACGCCAUGAUGGGCAACGAUGACAACAUGUAUGAUAAUGAUAAUUUGUUCUUUUUGCACUUGACAAAAGAAACUAUAUCAAUAUCUACUGUAUGCUGACGCGAGCUCUGGCAUGACAGAAAAGAAAAUCAUCUUGUUCGUCCUCUAAAUCAAAAAUCACAGCACGCCCUCCCCGAGGACGCUGCAAGACUUGAAAGCCAAAGAGUACCGCGUGAAGCUGACGCAGAUUUUCAACGGCUUGGCUAUGGCGAGAAAAAGCUACUUGAACCACGCGGACGAGAACUGGCAGACGUUCCUCGACCGGGUGCAAGAGGCGUACGAAUUUUUUGAAGGGGGAAAAACACCGGAGCGGAAUUAUCGAGACUCUUUCACGAUCGAGAACUACCGGAUGCUGUUUCAACGGGAAAACUUUGCCUACCGGGACGACGUGUGCCGCGGAGUGAAGCGGAUCCGAGACGGGAUGUGGGUCAACGGGGAGGAGGUAAGUACAGUAGAGUUGAGUUCUUCUCCGGGCAAAGCGCUAUGCACAACUUAUGGUGCCUCUUGCACUUGCAAAAAAUGAUACGAAGAGUAAGUUUACUUUUAUUCCAACAUCAAGAACACGUCCUCACAACGAAAGGUAAAAUUCCCGCAGAGCCUGGUCGAUGAAGGGUUUGAGUUGGCGUCCAGGGGCGAGAAACUGAUGGACGUGGUCUUUAUGAUUGACGACAUGGAGUUAAACCGAUCCAGUAUUUGUCCUAAUUUCUUUGUUCGUUUGCUUUUCGAAAUCUGCAGUGCAUGACAGUAGCAAUGUUCGAAUCUUCCGUGUCGGUCUUGCCAAAAAUGCAAUUGCGAAUACCGUAAGGAUGAUGAACUUCUCGUUCUUCUUCUGGGUAUCAUUGAAGUGCAGAAAAACAUAAAAAAACACCGCAGUGGAGCAAGUCCACCCGACCACCCGGGCUGUUGCGGUAGAGAAAUUCAAAAUCGCCCUGCGAAUGUUCGACACCAAGUAUGUGAUCUUCGAAAAGAACUACAUCGAGGCCCUCAUUGCCGUGGAGAAGCGGAGUCGUAUUAUAGUUCUUUGGGAUUUUGAAUCAUGCCAUGCCUCUGCCUGCGCGAAGUAGAUUGAACCCCAUUAAUUCUGAUUCUGAUUCUUGUUUUCGUCCACAAUCGCAUACCUACCACAUUAACGCCACAGGCAACCUAGUCGAGACGAUCGCGAAGCAGAUUGUCACUCUGGCGGAAUCCGGGGAAAAAGUGAACCAGGAGCUCCUCGACCACAUGGCAGAGCUGAACAAAAAGUCUCGGGAUUGCUUCAACUGCCGGUACGACUACAACAUCAUGCGGACGGUGCUCACCAAAAGUUACGAGGCGAGCAUCCACGAGCGGCUCUGGUAUCUUUACAUAGAGAGAAGAGUAGUUGUUUAUUGUUUUGGCCAAAUUAUUUAUCGCCAUGUGUUGUAAUCUUCUUGCUCUUGCAUCGCAGUACCAGCAGUCGUGUGUGACGCGUAACAGGACGAGCCACAACGUCACAUGAAUGCAAAUCAGGUACCUCCCCACCGAGUUAAUCGAGCGGUUUGACGACAUUUGUGCCUACCUGAAAGAGUUACAGCCCAAGAUCCUCCGCGUGCACCCGAAGUUAGAACACAAUCCGGGGUUAGUGCAACGAUUGGAGAAGUUCCACGACACGUAUACAACUGUUUGCAUUUUGAUGCUCGUUCUUUUAUUGCAUAUAUUUUAUAUGAAUCGGAGAUGAUUUUUUUUCUGUGGUUUGACAUUUUCGCAUAUAGAAAGUAUGAAAAAAUGGUCAAUUUCGUCGAACAAAAAAUCUCUUCAGCUACGGGCGUGUGUGCGACUGGGUGAACAACGGAGAGAAUCCCAUGUCCCAAUUCUGCCAGUUUCUCGAUGAAGUCCUGCCCACCAAGAACAUCCAGCUCGACGGGUCCGUGGAUUCGAUUCUGCUCAUUCCACGCCUUUUCUGCCUCUUCGCCUGGAAGCACCGGGUCCAGCUGUUAGAUCCGGAGAUCGACGUGCUUUCCCCAGUUCUUGGGGCGGUCAAGAAUAAACAAGAGCAAACAGUACUAGAUACAGACGAGCCCAUGAAACAGCAACUACAACACGAUUUUGCGACAGCGACCACAGUUGUAACCAGGAAGAACCGGUGCGAUUCCGCCGCCAUGAGCGUGGAUUUCGAGCAGGACCAAAACAUGGACCCCGCGAGUCCGAUCAGUACAACGGCGGAGGAAAUGUCGGUGUCGGUUGGGGAAACUACAAACGAGAAUAAUUCCGCUUCCAGUGGUAGCUCAGCUUCGAGCAGUAGUCCGCAGGAUCAACAUCAUGUGAACCACACAACUACACAGCCGGCUGUAGUAGUUCCGGUGUCGAAAGGGCCACUGGAGUACAUCCAGGAAAUGAUGACCGGGGCGAUGGGGAAUAGUAGCGGCUCUAGUGGAAGCAACAGUGACGCUAGCUGCAAUUAUCAGGACCAACAAGUACUACCCGAGGACCACGGAUGGACGGUGGUUAAUGGAAACACUAACACUGGUGGUCAGGAACAACAACAACAACAAACAUCUUCGAGCCAAACUUUGAACAGCAGUACGACACCAAACUCUUCCCCCGAUGUAAAGAUGUCGAAAUCUUCUUCCACGGCCUCGUCCACUUCGAACUACACGAAACCGACGAGAGCAAUGAUCCGGGCACUGAAACGGUUGAUCACGGAGUUGCAACCGGAGUUACUAGUGGAUUUGAGUAGGUCUCUCUGCCGGGAUGAUCGGAUGCAGUGGGAGACUGCGAGCAUGCAGGAUUUAGUGCAGGAGAUCAUCCUGAACGGGAUCGAUUCCCCGACGCCCUCGGAUCUGUCGAAGGAGUGGGAGGUGCACUCGAUUCAACUGCAAAGGCACAACGCUAGUGCCUGGAACGCGUUUGUCAGUGUGAUUUUACACGAAGACCCAGAUGAGGAAGAGAGACGGGCGAGACCACGGUUACCCAGCGUGUAGGAGAAGCGGUUUCUAUUGGUAAGGAGACGCGAAUACUUUAUUUAGGAUGUUGCUGAACUACUUCCAGAAGAAUUCAAAAUUUGUGACGACAAUUUUGAGGUAAAAAACAAACAUUCUAAAUUAUGUAGCUGAACUUAAGGUGGUCGUCGUGAACUUCCUCGUCUAAAAACUCUCCCCGAUCCAAGAUCAAAACGCUAGAACUUCGAAAAUUUUUGCCGCUACAAUUCUGCAUUCGUUUUUGAUUUUGAUUGACUGGGUAACUACGUUCAGACUAAGAGCCAGUAAAAAUCGGGCUUGUGAGCUAAUCAACAAAAAACUAGAGAAAAAUCAGACACUGACGAACCGUUUUGAAUUUUCAUUUUCUCCUCCGCUUUGACGAAUGGUGUUGUCGGACGCAGAAGAUCUAGCAACAAUAUAUAAAUUUAGGUUUUGACGACAAUUCUGCUGCGCCCUAAGAACUCAAUAGGAGUUCUUACGCGACAACAAAGUUAGAACAUAGUCCCGGAUGAAUAGGCAGAAGAAGCAGACGCAAAUUUUUGCCGACCCAUUUUUUUAGAACUAGAAGAAUUGAAGAUGAGAUUUCACGUUAAUAUUUCCUAAAUCCUAAACCUAGCGAUGUAGCGACUCGUUUGCAAUGCCGUUGCAGCUACCUCUUUACUUUUUAAUAAACCUAUACGAUAAUUUCAGUAAUGACUUUGACUACAAUCACCCCACUGCAGUUCCUUUGGAACUUUCUACACUUCUAUUACUCAUAAUGCCCAAUCCUACGACUGCUAUGCAUCUCAUAGCAGGCAAGUUCUUUCGAGCUUAUGUCAAUUUCACACAUUUCACUUUCAGUUUCUUAUCGCAGUAAAGAAUACAGCAAAAGAUAACCGUUUCAAAUGUUACUCGUUUCGAAUGCACUUGCGCUAGAAAUUAUGCAAUGAUCUCCUGCACAGCGGCUUCUGCACAGCUGAGGACCAUUUUUAGAUGAGCUGGAAAGUAGGUAGUGGCACAAACGCCGCACAGAUGAAACGAUUACAAGAACGGAUAAAGAUGCACAGAUAUUUACAGCACCAAAAAUAAGAUUGUUUCGAAUGACAGCUACGAUAGAGUAAGCAAGCCACUACUGAUAGUGAUGCGCGUCUUACAGAGCUCUGAGCAAUGAAGAUACAAAAUGCUCACCUUCUUCUUGAUUUUUUGUAAUAUUCCACCGGUUUCUAUUUGUUGCCGCCUUCUUGCAAAAUUUACAGAUUUUUAUGAAAAGAACUUUUAUGAGCUUGCUUUGUUUCAGUUUGUUUCACGUGACACCUUUUUGUCACCACUUUGCGAUGCAUUUCUUGCAGAUGCGAAGAUCUUUGAGAAUACAGGCCUGCAAAAUUUGGUUUCGGGGAGAAAAGGAAUGCGAAAAGAAGAACCCAACGUGCUGAUUUAAUGCCGCGACUUUGUUCGAAUGACAGUAUAGUUUCAGUUUCUUUAAUGUCACUGGAAAUGUAUCAUUUUCCUGCACAAAUUCUUGAGGUUGAGACUAUGAUGACGACAAAUGCAGCCUGCAAAUAACUGUUUUUUAUGAAGAAACAAAACGGAUAAAUAAAAAGACAACUUUCCCAGAAU
Messenger RNA from Amoebophrya sp. A120, 5173 nucleotides. The record is from the annotation of a GenBank genome assembly. NCBI's taxonomy places the organism in Eukaryota, Dinophyceae, Syndiniales, Amoebophryaceae.